Cherax quadricarinatus is the source of this 10854-nucleotide messenger RNA. NCBI's taxonomy places the organism in Eukaryota, Metazoa, Arthropoda, Malacostraca, Decapoda, Parastacidae. The record is from RefSeq and is a predicted model, not a curated record.
GGCUACUCUUGUUAGUGUGGAUUUUUUGGUGAAUUAUUCUAGAAAUGGCAUUAUGAAUUUUUUUGUAUUUCAGGAAUUUGUUAUGGCUGGUGGCUGUGACGGGUCCUGGAAUGGUAGGCAUUUAUUUACUUGUCCAAAUGCUCGAGGCCUUUUCCUACCUCUAUUAUCGCUUAUUAAAGAAAAGGAAUUUUAUGGAAAUAAACACACAACUUCUGAGACUUCAGGUCAAACAAGAAGAACCUGCUCUUUCACUUGUUCAAGUACGUCGGUGAGCACGUCGCUGAGCUCGGAUAAAGCUCCUGCGAGUUUGGACUUGAGCUUGGCACCAGAGCCUCCACCACCCAAGAACAGGGCAUCCUCAAGUGACAGCCAUGGUAGAACCUGCAUGAAGCAAAGUGGGGCUGAAAUGAUUCAUGCAGGAAGCUCCAGCGUGAGUGGUAGCAAGUCCUCGAGACAGAACCACAUCAAUCACCACGACCAGAGUGUAAACUCCAUCUCUGUCAUGGCUUCGAUAUCUUCACCUCCUUCAGCUGCUGCCACCUCUACCUGUACUGCAUUCACUCAUACUGUUUACUCCUCCACAAGCAAAAGUAAGAAGGAGGUACUAGCAGGGAGGCUUGUACAAGGUGGGACUCAGGACACAUCUCUGGAAAAACAAACUGUCAGUGCCAGUGAGGAUGAUAAGAGGAUAGCAAGUGGGACAAGGAGCCCAAGUAGAGGGGGUUCUGACGAGGACUGGCAUGAUGCCUUGGCUUAUUUUGGGGAGACAAUGGUUAGAAAAUCAACACUACUGUCUGAAGGCAGAUUGAGUGAUAGCUCAGGUAGGCUAGGGCAAAUUCGACAGCCCAGUAUGUCAACACCAUCAAGUCCAACGCUUAAUGAUUACCAAAGACACCAUGGAAAAAAACUUAGUUGUUCAAGUACGUCGACGACAGCAAGUGAUGUGUCAAAGUACAUGAGUUCUCCUGGGCGGUACUCCAUGGGUGAUAGAGCUCAUCCAAACAAGAAGGAGAAGACAUCAGGUUUUCUAAAUAUCUUUCGCUGGUUCAGAAACCGGGAAAAGAAGAAGAGAGCAACAUCAGUGGACCGCAUGAGCAACACCAGUACAGGCAGCGUCAACAGUCUGUCUAGCUCUGCCAGUGGGCUUAAUUAUGCACCCAUCAUGAGAAGCAAGAGUGCUGACACACACAAAAAGAUGUCUUCAAAAACUCAACCCCAGUUUGGUAUUACCCGACGAUAUAAACUAUUCUCAAGGAACGUUUCACAUGAGCAUAAACAUUCAGAGGGUUCCAGUGAAGAGGGAGGCAGGAGGCUGUCAGUUGUAAGCACUUCCUCAGACACACUGUCUAGGUCAGAAUGUCGAGGAACAACGCUGAGUCGAAAAAAAAGGCUGGCACCACAGCCACCUGGAUCACCAAAGGCUAGUGAUUCGGGAUCACUGAGGUCACAGAAAAGCUGCACCAGCCUCCCUGCCAGGGAAUCAAGGCCCAUCAUGGACUCAGGACAAGGUUUACAGAGCCCAAGUAGUUGGGUACCAGAAGGAAGGAAGCUUCAAAAAUGCAAGAGUGAAGGUGUGAUAUAUGCUAAAGUAAAGAGAAGAGCUCCACUACCACCAGGUCAGAUAGCCACAGGAACAAGUGUUAUAAAUGAUAAUAAGGAGAAGUCAUCAACACUUACUAAAGAGGGCCAGAAGAGGCGUCAGGCACCAUGUGUUCCUUCUGAGAAAAGUGAUAGACCAUUAAGUUCUGUUUCCACUGGAAGUUGUCUGUCUCAGUCCCCAUCGUCAGCAUCUACCACACUGAAGUCGCAGAGCAGCAGCGUGGCAUCCAGUGGGGCACCUAGCAGUCAGUACUCCAGUGAGUCUGUCAGACUGGAGAGUGGGUUUCUCAGGCAGGAUAUCACCAAGUCCUCCUCCAGCCCUGCCAUUCCUGACUCUGGCAAAUUAACACUCUCUCCUCGUCCUUGGUAUAAAAGAAAGAAAAAUAAAGAUAAGGAAAUUAAUAACGAUUCAAAAUUAGCCAAUAAGAAAGACAAGGUUUAUGAUAGCUGGAUGCCAGAUAUUCAGUUUUCACGAAGUAAGCUUAGUUUAACCGGGACUUUUAGAAAAAGCAAAAGUUUUGAGAGUAGUGAUGAUGGCACAUUUAAGAAAUCAAAAGAGGAUGAUAGAAAAGAAAAGAGAAAAUCUCAGGUUUCAUUGUUGGCUAAUAUAAGUGAGCUGGAUCGAGCAGCCUCAGAGCAGAUGCAGCGUGAACUGGAGCAACGAAAAGCACAAAGGAAGACCUAUGAUAGCAAAUUUUAUAAAACCUGUGAACCACACAUUCUAACACAGACAGACUUCCUGCCAAGAACGAGAAGUGAAAGUGAAGGGGAACUUUUUGAUGGGGGUACAUUGAGUUCUUCUGGGACAGCCACUCUAGGCUCCUUGGCUAGCAACAGAACAGAAGCUGGAGAGCAUGCAUUCCCAAACCAUUUAAAUGGUAUUUAUGAUAACCUUAAUGACACUGGCCCAGACCUAACUCUACCUCAAAGCUAUUCAAAACAAGCAACACUCAGAAUGGAUGAAAAAGAAGGUAACUUCCAUCAUUCCAGUGAAUGUAAACCAAGUGCUCCUGAUGCCUCACUGAUUGGUGUAUCCGGUUCAUCUCCAGGACCAAAUUCUCCCAAGACUAGCAGAUCCACCUCACACCUUAGCCACUCUGCACAUAUUCUAGGUGCUACCACUACACAAGAGCCCCUCUCAUCUAUUGCUCGAGAGUCACCAAUAAGGAGAGCAACAUUUGAUGCAGAAUUGUUUUACCGGCUUGCCAAAGAUACUCAAGUCUCUGUUGAGCCAAAAAGCAAAAAUUCUCCAAAUCUUACUGGGGUCAAGGAGAAAAUGGCAUCAUAUGAGGAAGUAAGUGAAGAAGAGAUUGAGGACGAAGCAUCACUUGGUAGCGAAUCUCUGGGCCAGUUUCGGAGAUUGAAUAAAAAUUUUGGUCUCCGCAUGAACAACUUUUUCUCUCCAGAUGUUUCUACAAUCAUUGAGGCAUCUGAGUCCAUGACAUCAAGUGCCACAACUCCAGCAGAUGAUAUUUAUGAAGAUCUGCCUGUACCCUCAUCUGUCAUGGGAAGAGCAGGGAGGGAGUCUGUCCAUGAUGAGCUGAACAGCGAGGCGAACUAUGACAUUCGUCUUAACACAGCUGAUGCUCUGGAGAUCAUGCAGGAUCUAGCAGAUGUUAGACAAGAAAUACAGAUGAUCAACAUUGAAGAAGAAAAUGAGGCAAGAAACAGGGAAAAGAAGAGGGCAGAUAAGAUUUGUGAAGAGAUGUUUCUUUCAAGAAACAGAAGUAAUUUUGAAAUUUGGCAGAAUGCAAUAGGACAUGUAGGACCUAGUAAUACAGAUGCAGCUCCACCACCUCCCAUUGACCUGAAUGAAGGAACAGAUCGUAAGCUGAAGUGGGUGUGUGAGGUUUGUACUCUGAUCAACUUGCCAUGGAGGCUUCAGUGUGAGGCUUGCAUGGUGCGUCGACCCUCCAAUCCAAAGAGAAUAGAUGAGGAUGGAAAAUCUUUCACCUCAGAUCACAUUGGCUCUCAGCCUAGCAUCUCUGAUGAAAGUCCCGUGACAGUGAUCCACGAUGAAGGUAAUGUAGAAGGUUCUAGGGAAGCUUUGGGAGGUCCUGAUGCUCUUGUACCAGACACUUGCCAGAUACCGGAGGGGGAUCAAAAAUCUCGAGACAAAAAGAAAAAAGAUAUUAACUGGGAGAGAGAAUUGCAAAAAUAUUUCAAAACAUUUGACGAGCAUGUCAAAGGCAGUAUGAGCGACACCAAAGAUUGUGCACUAAAUUCAGAAACUCUAAAACCCAAUGAAAUGAGUGCAAGUGAAGCUGAGGAAUGUUAUGGAAAAAUUAGAAAUUCGAGGAAUGAAUCAGGCACUACAGGACCUAGUACUUCUGAAGAACCUAAGGUUUGGGGCAAGGGUGCAAAGCCAAAGACAGGUAUUUUUGGCACUGCUGCAGGACCACCUGACAUGUUUAUUCAAACCUCUGAUCAUCUCCAAACUGACAAUGAGUUAAAAACAUUAGAGUUUACUAUUAAAGAGAUGCAUAAGAUUGAAGACUUAGACAAAGAGCCAGAUAUGGAGCAGUUGAGAAGAGUAAGGAUAGCAAAAUUUCAGGGAAACACUCAUACUGAUGGUGAUCAAAUGAACCACAGUGAAGCAUGCUCAUUAAUGGUUGUUCAGGAAAAAAAAACAACAAAAAAACAUGGAGACAAAAGGAAAAAAAGUAAAACAAACAAAACUGAGCUUCAAGAAGACAAGGAAAAUGAGUUAGAAAAUAGCAGUGAUGAUGUUAAAAGUUUGUCAAAAGAACAAGUCUUGAGGCUCAGAGAAAUCGAGUAUCAGCACAAAGAGGAGAAAUCAUUCUACAGUAAAAAUUUUCGUAAACCGCAAGUGUUAAAGCCAAGUGGUGCUGUACGUAAUGUGGUUAGUAUUUUUAAUCAGUUUGAACAGUUGCAACAUGCAAAGAAAGAAAAGCCUCGAGUGACUCGUAGAAGGUCAUUUGGUAAUGUAGUUGGAAGAACACAAAUUUUUGAGCAGUUAAAUAAUCAAAGCAAUAAUCUGGAGCUACAGAGAUCCCAGGCUGAGACCAGAGAAGUUAACAGACCACAGUUUAAGAGUGAUGUUCCAAGGGACACAGAAGUAUUUUCUGCAAUUGCUAAAUUUGAUGAAAUGGCUGCCAUGGCUGAAUUAGAAAAAAUUGAAAAACAGAGAUUAAGAAAGGAAGCAGCCAAAAGAAAACCUAAAUUCAGUACAUUAUCUUAUGCAAACGAGAAUGUUGCUACCACCACUACAGUCGUUGUCAGCUAUGACACUAGUUCCAUCAACAGCACCUAUGUUACAGCAGAUUCACAAUCUUACACUCAACUUGUCCUUAACACUGAACCGAUAUCUGGAAAACCUCCCCUUGAUCCUAAAUCAAAUUCUCAUUCCAUUGAUCUGUCAGAGGGAAUCAUAAAAGGAGGCGUCCUUUAUACUGAACAACGCAAGCGCUCCAUGUCCAUAGGAUCAGGAACCUUUGAAUUAAUCCAGGCUAAAGAUUUUGAAACUAUUGAAGCACAGCACAGUGAAUGUUCACCAACCGGUGAAGGUCGAAGCAUCACCAAUCCUGUCACCCUUUCACAAAACACUGAAAACUGGAGCAUCGCCCCUUCACCAAACCCACCAGGAGUGAUGGUGUCUCCAGUUGUGCCAGAUAUUGUUAUUGAGCCACAUGUAUCCCUUCCAUCCUGUUCUGCUAACACCACAGUCAUGGUGUCAGAGGCAGGAGAUCAGCUUGGGGGUCAUGAGCAUACAGAAAAGAAAGAAGUUGAGAGAUUGAGUCGUCAGCUUACAGAAGCUGAUGGUAUUGCUACAUUUAAAGCAACCUUGCGAGUUGAGGAAUCAACUCUUGGUCAGCUCAAUACCCUCAACAUCAAUCGACUUCUAAAACGACUUGAGGGUGCCAUAGCUCAUGGUAACCAUGCGGAUGCUGCUCAGCUUGCUCAUGAACUGGCUGAACUGAGGGUGUCCUGCUCAGUUACUCGCAAUCCUAGAAGUACAGUAAAUAACGAGGCUAGCACAUCAGCAUCUGCGGCUACACUGAUGGAGUCUGAGGCUGAGCAACACUUCACUGAUUCAAACGUGUGUUUAGACUUGCCAAGAGCUCGAACUCCUACCAGUAAUAUGUCAGAAUGCUUUUAUGAUGCUUCAGAAAUGUUAGAAAAUGAAGAAAUGAGUAUAAAUGAGAGUAAUCCACUGACUGUCGAUGAGAUUCAGUUGUCUGAAGUGAAAAUUUCUUCAAAUGAUACAUCAGCAAAUGCAACAACAGUUCUUAAUUCUUUAUUACUCUCCCCACUGCCUCUGCAGAUAUCACCUGUCCACACUUUGAAUAAUACUCAAACAGGAUCAGCCUCUGAAGAAUGUCACACUUGCAGUGAAAACACUGAAGGACUUAAGAAUACUACAAGUUCACCACCUGCCACCAGACGAGACACUCGAGUAGAUCCAGCAAGACGUGAAGUAAAAUCCGACACCAUUAGUAAAUUACCUGAUGGACCUCCAGUCUAUAUGAAAAAUCUUAGUGAAUCAGUUCUUCCUUUCAAUGUUAAAAUGUAUGUUGAGGAUAAGAACAGCCACCAAGGGCCCAUAACAUUCGCUGUUACAUCAUCAAUGACAGUGGGAGAAUUGCGAAAGAAAGUCUGUCAAGACUUUGGAUUCCCACCAGAGGUUCAGAGAUGGAUCCUGGGAAGACGCUUGGCAGAUGAUGACAAUCAUACCUUGGAGCACCACAAGGUUACCACAGAAGCUUGUCCAAUUUUCCUUUACUUAGUGGCCCCUGAUUCUGAGUCUAAAGUUCAGGUACAGACUCCUUCUGAAAAGACUGUUAUUUCAAGACAUAAUGGAUGUCAUUAUGGUGAGGUAAGAAGAGUGAAGGAGGAUGAACCUCCAAGACAUUUGCAAGACUGCAGUAAAGAAACAAAUGAGCAAUACAAGUUUUAUAACCCAGAUACAAAUAAAUAUGAAAUAAGCAUUGAUGAAGAUGAUAGUGAUGUAAGUGGUGAAGAAGACACUAGUGAAGAAGAUACAUUAGAGGAAGAAGAUGAUGAUGAAAAUGUAUACCAAAAUGAGACUUUUAGUGAAAAAGAGAAAGAAAAAGAUCAGCAUGUAUAUAAUUCAGCAGCAAGUAGAGAGACUAAUUUACAACAAAAUGAAAAUAAAAUAUAUAAAUCAGUGUUAUUACAGUCGCAAGGAGAGAAAUAUUUAUUACCACAGCCUCUAAAUUCACCUCAUAUUACCAUUACCACAAAUGCUGUUUCUAGUCAAGACAGUAACUCUCUAGCUAUUUAUUCAAAUGCAGUAUCUACUAGUCACACCAGUUCUACAAGUAUUGCCAUUCAUGCUACCCACAGCCAAAGUGAUAUGCAGGAACACAACAAAGAAAGUUAUAGAUUAUUACAAUAUCAGUCAACAGAGAGACAAAUGUCUCAGCCUGCUGAAAAGUUAAGUCAACAACACCAAAUACAGCAUACCAGUACAUAUAAACAAAUGAAGCUGCAUAAUGAGACUAUACCUAUUGAUCAACAACAAGUACAAAUACAAGAAACAAAAUGCAGUACACAGUUACAGCAUCAGAAGCAAUAUCAUCAACAUAUGACAUUGCAACACCAGUCAUCAUCAAAUCAACUUAUUUCUCUAAAUCCCCAAGAGUCAAUUCCUACUCAAAGUUCACACACAGAAUAUACUCAAGAUUUACCUUCUAAUCACAAUGGUUUACAAAAAUUGGACUUUUCAAAGCCAACCCAAGAAUUCCAUAUCAGAGAGUGUGAAUUGCAGCCACAAAUUCCUAAGUAUUCAACUGGGCACCCAACACCACUGUCUGUUCAUACCCAGGAAACACCAACACAAGAACAUCCUCAGCUCCCCUGGUCGAAAAAGUCUCAAGAACAAUCAUCAGAAUUCCAGCUUCAGUCUUCUCACUCACAACAUUGUUUAACACAACCAACACAGAAUCAUUCAAACCAGUUUUUAGAGCACCAAUCAACCCAGUCGUCCCAGCAACAAGAUUCCCAGUCAUCACAGCAAGACACUUUCCACCCACAGCAGCAGUUAGGACAACCUCAGCACCAGAAACAAUCUCUACAAUUGCAACUUCAGAGAGAGCCUCAACAGAAUUCAAGAAAACCAGAGCAGCAAUUACCCGAACAGCAAAGGCACUUUAUGAAUAAUGAUGCAGCAGCAACAAAGCCUCAGUUAUCAGGGCAGCAAGUGGACAUGAGAAGAGAGCCACCUGCAUCACCCACCAAGACCCUUGGCUGGGUGUGCCCAAGAUGUACACUAGUUAACAAGUGGACUAGGCCAGGGUGUGAGGCUUGUGCCACUGAGCGCCCUGGUGAUGUGUACCAGCAUGAAACAGGCUUCUCUCACAAGACACCUGGGUUAGGUGCAGUGAUGUUUGCACUUGAACGUCAGGGCUGUGUACCCAACCCAGACCCAUUCGAGUGCCGCGUCUGCUUUGUGGACAUUAAUUCAGGCGAAGGUGUCGUACUGCGGGACUGUCUCCAUACCUUCUGCAGAGACUGCCUGGCUAGUGCUAUUAAAUAUUCAGAAACAGCAGAUGUGAAGUGUCCAUAUAGAGACAACCAAUACUCCUGUGACUCUUCUCUGCAGGACAGAGAAAUCAAAGCUCUGGUGACACCAGAGGAGUAUGAGAAGCAUCUGACUAAAUCUGUGAAGCAAGCUGAGGGAAACAUGCAGAACGUGUUUCACUGUAAGACACCGGACUGCCCUGGAUUCUGUCAGUUUGAAGAUAAUGUCAACAUAUUUCACUGUGAUGUCUGCAAAAAGGUCAACUGCCUUACAUGUCAGGCUCAGCAUGAAGGCAUCACAUGUCAAGCAUACCAGGAUGAUCUUGCACAAAAGGUCGAUGAGGCUGCUAUGAAAACUAAAAAGUUCUUUGACGAUAUGAUUCGUCGAGGAGAUGGUUUACCAUGUCCAAAGUGCUCAGUGAUGCUAAUGAGAAAGUGGGGCUGUGACUGGAUGAGGUGUCCCAUGUGUCGAACAGAGAUCUGUUGGGUGACUGGAGGGCCACGUUGGGGCCCAGGGGGACCAGGGGAUGUGUCUGGAGGCUGCAAAUGUGGAAUUCGAGGUAGAAAAUGUCACCCAAAAUGUACCUACUGCCACUAAUAUACUGCCAUAACAUGUGCUCCAGUUAGAAAAUAUUCUAUUGAAGAGAAACAAUGGGACUUCAUUUAUUUCCUGGCACACAAAAUAGUAUUAAACAAAUGUGCAUUAAAAUUGAAGACUCUAGACUUGAACCAUAAUGCAGAAUGUGCUUGGACAUUUAUUUCAGCAUUAUCAAGAAUUUAUGUAACUUAACUCAUUCACUCACAAACUUCCCAGUAUAUUAUGCAUUUGCAUGUGAAUGAGUAUCUUGAACUAGUUUGUUGACUGACCAAAGAUCAAUAUUUAUGAAAAGUAGAUAUAUUUUACUAAAAUCAUGACAUUUUUUGUUGAAAUUUUCAACUUGGUCAAAAGCAUUCCAUGGCCAGUUGUCAGACAGUAAUUGGGGUUUUCCUUAUAUGAAUUGGGUUAUACAGUAGAUGUUAUUUCUUUUGACAGUGAGGCUCAACUUUAAACAGUGAAGUACAGGUAUUGUGAUUAGAAUUAUGUGGCACUAUACAUUUUUUUACUUUAAAAAUUGUGAUUCUAGUCUUAUUGACAUUGUCUAGUCUCCAAGUCAGGAAGAUGGGCAGCUCUUUAUGCUUAAGGUAUAAUGACGCUUCACAAAGUAUUGCAGCCUUGCACUUAGUUUUAUCUUUUAAUUUAUAUUUCCAAUAUCAUAUCAUGAUCAAAAUGUGGGCACAUUACUACAGUGCACUAUAAAUGUUUCAGAAAAGAUGAUUGGUAAAUAUUGUUACUGUGCUGGAGAGACUUAAGAAAGUCUUGAAACUUUAUUUAUUACCUAGAAUCUGGCCUUGUAAGUAAAGUAAGACACAAUGACACUAAAAUCUAGAGCAAAUCAUGUAAUAAAAGAAGGGAAAACAGAGUUGUAGCUACAUAAUGAAGCCCACAUUUGGAGUGUGCUGUUGUACAUUUGACAUUUCAGUUUAACUUAAGCCAAAACAUUAUCACAUCAGCACACUCAAUUUGUCAGUUUUUUUAAACAAAUGAUGAGAAUAUAUAUUUCUUAUAGGCUAUCAUAUGCAACAAAUAUUAGUAUCAAAUGUUAAAAACUUUUUAUAUCCUUAAAACUUUUGUACAUUGGGAUAGUUUGAGUAAGCUAAGAAAUAUUUUCUACAUUUUUACUUUUGCACAUGAUUCAUGUAUUGCAUCCUGUAUAAUGUUAAUGAUUUGAGUGAAUUGAAGUUAAAAAAUAUGUAUGCACACUAUCACUGUCUAGGAACUGGUUAUAAAGAUAAAACCUAACAAGAGUAUGUAAUACUUGAACUUUGCUUGCUAAACGACCCACACAAAAUUAGUGCUUUUCACGAAUAUACACUUAUAUGGGAAUUGACUAAGUUUCAUGGAGACUUAGAUUAACUUGGUCCUUGAUAAGGUGUCGAUGUGCUGCUAAACACACUAACUGGACAACAGUUUGUAAUUUUAUAGAGUAGCAUUGGCAAUCUAUGGUGUGUAUAUUGGUUUUCUUGGCCAUGGAAGCUCUUGGUUGUCAAAAUAACAUUGUUCAAUUUGCAUCUAUGAAUAUAACCUGUGAUAAUGACUUAUUAGUCUAGCCCAUUUAACUUAAUUUGUAUAUAAUUGUAUGUUGCCUCAUGCCAGUUGUACACAAGAUAAUGCAUUACAUUUUAAAGAACACAGCCUAAAUUUUUUUACCUCCUAUAUUUAUGUUUAUAAUUCCUGUUUUUAAAAUUUUGCUUUAGAGUUAAUGUUGGAAUUUUUUUCAGGUUUGACAUUAAUAUAGGUCAGUGUUAGUUUUCUUUUGAAUCACAGUCGCUUAUGGCUAAAGCAACUUUUACAUACAUUUUAUGCAUUGUAUUAUUUUCAAAAUUUACUCGAGGCAGUGACAUGUACAGCAAAAGUUAUUGCACUUUGCAGUAAUUUAAACCAUACUUUGUGUCAUAUGGUGUGUGCUUUCCAACUUGCUGAGUGCAGUGUUUGGAACACACUAAGUAUGAAAGGUGUUGUGCCUGGGUAUGUAUGUACAGUACUCUCUUGUGAUCUCCCUGGAAGAGUUUAGUCUUACAUGUGGUUAUUAAUGUGCAAUACACAGUGAAGAUUUACAAAUGUACAUAUAUAUUUUAUCUUCUGAGCAGCAGAUAAUUUAAAUUUAAAUGUAUGUUGAUGCUCUUGUGGUGCUAAAUAAAUUAUUUACAAUA